UGUCUGAGAAGAGGCUGGGGCCGCUGGAGGGACGCCUGCAGGAGCCAGGCCUCCUCCUCCCGGGUCCUGGGAGCUGCUGCCGCCACUGCAAGAGGCGCUGGACACCUCUGGCCCUGCCUGCUCACCUCCCCGAGGCUGCCAGCCAGAGCUCAGGGUGCUUGGCUGAGCCCGGAAUCCCGGGGGGGACCCCCAGCUGACCUCUGCGUGCCCCAGCAUGGAAGAAGGUGGGGAGUAUGACGGCUACUAUGGGGCGGACAACCAGUCUGAGUGUGAGUACGCGGAUUGGCAGUCCUCCGGCGCCCUCAUCCCGGCCAUCUACAUGGUGGUCUUCAUCCUGGGGACCGCGGGCAAUGGGCUGGUGCUCUGGACCGUCUUCCGCAGCGGCCGGGACCGGCGGCGGGCGGCCGACGUCUUCAUCGCCAGCCUGGCGGUGGCCGACCUCACCUUCGUGGUGACCCUGCCGCUCUGGGCCACCUACACCUAUCGGGACUACGACUGGCCCUUCGGGGCCUUCGCCUGCAAGCUCAGCAGCUAUCUCAUCUUCGUCAACAUGUACGCCAGCGUCUUCUGCCUCACCGGCCUCAGCCUGGACCGCUACCUGGCCAUCGUGAGGCCGGUGGCCAACGCCCGGCUGCGGCCGCGCGUCGGCGGCGCCGUGGCCACCGCCGGGCUGUGGGCGCUGGCCGGCCUGCUCGCCCUGCCCGUGCUGGUCUUCCGCACCACCGGCGCCGCGCUGCCGGGGGAGAACAGCACCAAGGCGCAGUGCUACAUGGACUACUCGCUGGUGGCCAGCCCCGACGCCGAGUGGGCCUGGGACGUGGGCCUGGGCGUCUCGUCCACCGUGCUGGGCUUCGCGGGGCCCUUCGCCGUCAUGCUGACCUGCUACUUCUGCAUCGGCCGCACGGUGGCCGGCCACUUCGGCAAGGAGCGCGCGCGGGGCCUGCGCAAGCGCCGGCGGCUGCUGGCCAUCAUCGCCGUGCUGGUGCUGACCUUCGCGCUCUGCUGGCUGCCCUACCACCUGGUCAAGACCCUCUACGUGCUGGGCAGCCUGCUGCGCUGGCCCUGCGCCUUCGACCUCUUCCUCAUGAACGUCUUCCCCUACUGCACCUGCAUCAGCUACGUCAACAGCUGCCUCAACCCCUUCCUCUACGCCUUCUUCGACCCCCGCUUCCGCCAGGCCUGCGCCGCGGUGCUCUGCUGGGGCCGCCGGGGCUGCGGCGGCGCCUGGCGCGCGGGCGGCGGCAGCGGCGGCGGCCGGGGCGGCGGCGGCGGGGACAAGUCGGCCAGCUCCUCCUCCUCGGCGUCGUCGGGGCAGAGCCAGGGCCCCGGGCCCGGCGGCGCGGGGAAGGGCGGGGAGCCGAUGCCGGAGAAGUCCAUCCCCUACAGCCAGGAGACCCUCGUGGUGGACUAGGGCCGGGUCCCCCCGCCCGGGGCCCUUGGCUCUCUGAAGAGCGGGGAGCUGGUGAGGGGGCGGGGCCCCCCUUCUCUGGUGCACUUGACCCCUCUCCCUGCUCCCCGUGUCGGUCUUGUCCUCCUUUCCCCCUGGGAGGUGCUUCUUCAGAGGUCUGUGGUUCUGGAGGGUAAGGGAGGGAAGCCCGCAGCCCCGAUCUCCGAUCUCCGUGAGACCGACCUUGCCCGUCUCUGAAAUGCUCCCAGCCUCAGUGUCUCUCCGUGGGGAUAAAACGGAGGAACUGAACUGAUCUGCUUCCAAGCUCCAUCAAAGUUUGCUUCCCCCUCCUCCCCGCCCCCUGAAACUAAAAUGAUGUGCGUCCAGGCUCCAUUAAAGUUCACUUCCCCCCAGCCCUUCUCCGGGAUCUCCAGCUCCCCUCCCGUUUCCUCUUAGUUUCCACCCGCUUUUCCUCCUCUGUUCCCCUCCCCACCCCCACCGAGUGCCAUUUCUCCUCCGAAUCCUCACCUCUUGGCUCCCACAUCCUCCCCCACGGCUCAUCCUCCUUCUCCCUCAGUCUCUCUCCCUUUUUACCUCCUUGUUCUGAAGGGCCUCUAAGGGUUAAGGCGUGUGAAGCUCGCAGACACUGCCCGGUGCAAGCUCUUUGUCCCUGAGGCCUCGGCAGGGAAUGGACCUGGCUGAGAAGGGCUGGGUGUCAGCAAAGCUGCAGCUCCUGGCUCUGCAGCUGUGAGCUCCAGAGCUUCACUCCAACUUGGAUCAGUUCGCAGUGUUUCAGGCCCUGGAGGUCUAGCGAUGCGUGAAGGGGGCGUGAAGGGGCGUCCCUUCUUGCAGCCCACCAGCUGGACACGCUUUCCAGAAGCGUCCUUAGCCCCUUGCCUUCAUCCUCUCUUUUCUGCAGGGACUGGAAGGCAGUGGGGUUGGUGCAGCAGCAAGCUCCUUGGUUUCAUGAUAUGAGCGGGGACUUGGGCAGGGAAAAGGAGAAAGAGGGGGCAUCUGCAUUUGGUCUAAGGGCUGCUCGGGCCCCCUCCCCAAAUCCUCAUCUCUCCAACCUCCUCCAGACCUGCGAGCGGCCGACCUCUGCCUGUCUCUGCAUCCCAACAGACAUCCCCAGGACAUUCUUCUUGGGUGCUGGCCUGAGUGGGUGCCAAGGGUCCCUUUGAUGGGGGGACACCUGCUUUUUGUGUGCGCAUGUGUGUAGACAAGGAUGGGCUGGGCGCCUGGGGCCCUUGUCCCUUGGAUGAACACCCCCUGCUCUGCGCAUCUCUGCUCUUCACACAAUAUCCUUGAGGGAAGAAGGAACAUAGGAGGCAGUUUAGAAUGAGUCCACCCCCACUGGUUUGGGGGGCUCUGACGGCUGGUCCGCACAUUAAGAGAGAAGUGUGAGUGUGCACCCAGGCUCCCUGUAGGGAAUCCCUCCUCACGGCAGCUAGCAUGCAACGCUCAAAGAAGUCCUGGACCCUGGGUCCCUCUGCCGCAGUCCUUGGUUCCAAGAGGGAGAUGGGAGAGAGCUUCAGAGGUUCCCUUGACUCCUUUCCCACGCCUGCCAACCUUGUUUUGAAUUUAUAAGCAUUUUCUUCAUCACCCUUUGUUUUUUCAGGGUCAGUGGCCCUCUUCCUGGCGGGGGUGAGGGGCGAUGCCUGGGGUUAAAAGCACUGGGUGGGUUUUCCUGACCUUCCCAUCAGGAUCCUGUGGCUACUCCUGCUGGGCUGGGGGGCUGGGGACGGGCCCUGGGGCAGACAGGACCGCCGCACCGCCGGAGGAUGGAGAUGCUGGUGGGGGCUUUGUGCACCCAGGGCGCGGCCUGUGCAUUCCGGCUUUUGUUCUUGGAGGACACUGAAUGUAAAGGACAAGACAGGAGCCGCGGGGGCAGGAAGAAGCCAGCUUGAUGUCAGUGGACAUGCUGACCUUGGCUGGGAUGGAGCCAGCGCCAGAGGCAGAGCGCGGGGUGGACGGAAGAGGCUUCUCUCAGCUCACUCCUUCCAUCUCAAGCCAAGGUCUUCACAGACUCACGUUCUCAGCCCAGGGCUGUCCCCAGAGCAUCCAGGCAAGGCUGGAGGAAGCUUCCAGAAGGGGGGAGGGGGCUCCUCUGAGGCCCCAUCGGUGGUCUUGGACAGACGGUGGAGGAGGCAGCCGCUGCUCUUCUCGCCCCUUCUUUGGAAUGUCUGUGCUAUUUUUUGACCCUGUUAGUCACUGCGGCUCAUGAAAAAUAAAUCUUUCCGUGUGUGUG
Molecule: messenger RNA, 3635 nt
Organism: Budorcas taxicolor (takin)
Lineage: Eukaryota; Metazoa; Chordata; Mammalia; Artiodactyla; Bovidae
Gene: APLNR
Product: apelin receptor
Exons: 1
Coding region: 215-1411 (398 amino acids)
Biological process (GO): immune response; G protein-coupled receptor signaling pathway
Cellular component (GO): membrane
Molecular function (GO): G protein-coupled receptor activity
Source: RefSeq, a predicted model, not a curated record